AUGUCCGAAAACGAGAAAGUAGGGGGUCUCGACCCCGAGAGGAAGGUAGCUGGCGAUGCGCCCAUCGCAGGUGCUGGUGCCGUCGCACCUGUUGAGGAGAGGAAGAAGCGGGAGUACAAGGACAUGGAGGAGAAGCCUACCGGUGACCAGCACGCCCGUGUCGACAUGAAGACUAUUCAAUUCACCGCUACCGACCUUUACGACAAGGACAAGGUCGAUAUCGAGCACGUCGUCAUGGAGGAGGUCUUCCAGCUCCUUCAAUGUACCGAUGAGGGUCUUACCGAUGCCGAGGCUACCAACCGUAUCGGUAUCUUUGGUCCCAACAAGCUUGAGGAGAAGAAGGAGAACGUCCUCCUCCAGUUCCUGUCGUUCAUGUGGAACCCCCUGUCCUGGGUCAUGGAGGGUGCCGCCCUCGUCGCUAUCGCACUUGCCAACGGUGAAGGCGAGCCACCAGAUUGGUACGAUUUCGUCGGUAUUGUCCUCCUUCUUCUCGUCAACUCGACCAUCGGUUUCGUCGAGGAGCGUAACGCCGGUAACGCCGUCAAGGCGCUCAUGGAGUCUCUUGCCCCCAAGGCCCGAGUCAAGCGUGGCGGUGCGUGGAGGGAGAUUGAGUCAUCGGAGCUUGUCCCCGGAGACGUUGUCGCCUUCAAGCACGGUGAUAUCUGCCCGGCCGACUGUCGUUUGGUUGACGCUGUUGAUGUCUCGAUGGACCAGGCCGCCCUUACCGGUGAAUCCCUCCCCCAAGGCAAGAAGCUCGGCGACGAGUGCUUCUCGGGCUCCACCUGUAAGCAGGGAGAGGCCGAGGGUCUCGUCAUCUCUACCGGUCCCAACACCUUCUUCGGUCGUGCCGCCACCCUCGUCGGUCAGGACAACGACCAGACCGGACACUUGCAGAUGGUCCUCGCCCAGAUCGGAUCCUUCUGCCUGGUCUCUAUCGGUACCUUCGUCCUCCUUGAAAUCCUCGUCCUUUACGCCGACUACCGGUACUCUUACCGUCGCGGUCUCAACAACAUCCUCGUCCUCCUCAUUGGUGGUAUCCCCAUUGCCAUGCCCACUGUGCUCUCGGUCACUCUUGCCGUCGGUGCUCAGCAGCUCGCCAAGCACAAGGCCAUCGUCACCCGUAUCACGGCCAUCGAGGAGCUCGCCGGUGUCACCAUCCUCUGUUCGGACAAGACCGGUACCCUUACCACCAACAAGCUCACUAUCGACAAGGAGAACGUCAAGUGCUACUCCAAGUGGGACGUCGAGGGUGUCUGCCUUCUCGCCGCGUACGCCUCGCGUGUCGAGAACCAGGAUGCCAUUGACGGUUGCGUCGUUGGCACCCUGAGCGACCCCAAGCUCGCCCGCGCCGGUAUCGACCUCCUUGACUUCAAGCCCUUCAACCCCGUCGACAAGCGUACCGAGAUCACCUACCGGGACCACGCGGACGGUGGCAAGCUCAAGCGUGCCACCAAGGGUAUGACCGGUAUCAUCAUUGACCUCUGCUCCCGGGACAAGUCAUCGGAGAUGGAGGACCAGCUGGAGCACGACGUGGAGGAGUUUGCCCGUCGUGGUCUCCGCGCUCUUGCCGUUGCCCACGAGGACGUCAUGGGCGACGAGAAGGACUCUCAGGGUAACGGCUUCGAGCUCGUCGGUCUCCUCUCCAUCUUCGACCCCCCACGUUCGGACACCAAGCAGACCAUUGACGACGCCAUGGCGCUCGGUGUCAAGGUCAAGAUGGUUACCGGUGACCAGCUUGCCAUUGCCAAGGAGACCGGUCGUCGUCUUGGUCUCGGUGACCACAUGUACCCUGCCAAGGUUCUCAAGGAGGGUCCUCCCCCAGGCGGCAAGCACCUCACGCUCGACGAGAUGAUCAUGGACGCGGACGGAUUCGCCGGUGUGUUCCCCGAACACAAGUUCGAAAUCGUCAAGCGUAUCCAGGGUCUCGGUCACCUCUGUGCCAUGACUGGUGACGGUGCCAAUGACGCUCCGGCUCUCUCCCGUGCCAACGUCGGUAUCGCCGUCGAAGGUGCCACCGACGCUGCUCGUGGUGCCGCCGACAUCGUCCUCACGGAGCCCGGAUUGUCCACCAUCGUCCACGCCAUUCACGGUUCCCGGGUCAUCUUCCAGCGUAUGCGUAACUACGCCGUCUACGCUUGCGCCGUCACCAUCCGUAUCGUCGUCUGCUUCGCCAUCAUGGCGUUCGUCUGGGAGUUUGACUUCCCGGCGUUCAUGGUCCUUAUCAUUGCGGUCCUCAACGACGGUACCAUCAUGACACUCUCGGUCGACCGUGUGCUUCCCUCGUCCACCCCGGACUCGUGGGAUCUCGCCGAGGUCUUCGCCUACGGUAUCGGCUACGGUAUCUACCUCACCGCCUCCACGGUCGCCCUCUUUGCCGUCAUGCGCCACACCGACUUCUUUGAGCGCCGGUUCGGUGUCGAGCCCCUCGCCAAGGGUGACGACGUCAACGACUGGGGAGGACACAUGGUCAUCUACCUCCAGGUCGCCAUCAUCUCCCAGGCCCUCAUCUUCGUCACCCGUUCGCACGGCCCCUCGUGGACUGAGCGCCCGUCCACCGCCCUCAUGGUCGCCUUCUGUAUCGCUCAGCUCAUCUCGUCCAUCAUUGCCGCUUACGGUAACUGGUGGUUCACCUGGGUCCGAGCUAUUUCCGGUGGCUGGAUUGGAAUUGUCUGGGUUUGGAACAUCAUCUGGUACUUCCCGCUCGACUUGGUCAAGUUCGCCCUCAAGGCCACUAUCAUCAAGUACCUCCAGAAGCGCAAGGCCUCCAAGGCUGCUGCUGCCCCGGCUCUCGACGCCUCCCCCGAGUCCCGCCUCCAGCGCACUGCCUCCCGCCACGAGUCCAUGUACUCGAACCGUACCUCGUUCCUCGGUCGUGCUGCCAACAGGCUCAAGGGCGGUGCCAAGGUCUCGAUGUCCAAGAACGAGCUUUCCAGGUUCUCGUCCAUCCAGGCUCAGCAGUCCGGCGCGGCUCUCCAGCGCGCUUCGUCCAGGGUGUAA
Dioszegia hungarica is the source of this 2997-nucleotide messenger RNA. RefSeq names its product plasma membrane H+ ATPase. Gene Ontology annotation, cellular component: plasma membrane. The record is from RefSeq and is a predicted model, not a curated record. Gene Ontology annotation, molecular function: ATP binding; ATP hydrolysis activity; P-type proton-exporting transporter activity. The coding region runs from base 1 to 2997 and encodes 998 amino acids. The transcript is spliced from 8 exons. NCBI's taxonomy places the organism in Eukaryota, Fungi, Basidiomycota, Tremellomycetes, Tremellales, Bulleribasidiaceae. Gene Ontology annotation, biological process: regulation of intracellular pH; proton export across plasma membrane.